Messenger RNA from Echinops telfairi (small Madagascar hedgehog), 438 nucleotides. It is a transcript of the gene DAPL1, whose product is annotated as death associated protein like 1. Gene Ontology annotation, molecular function: death domain binding. The transcript is spliced from 4 exons. Bases 54 to 311 code for a protein of 85 amino acids. Gene Ontology annotation, biological process: apoptotic signaling pathway; cellular response to amino acid starvation; negative regulation of autophagy. Lineage: Eukaryota; Metazoa; Chordata; Mammalia; Afrosoricida; Tenrecidae. The record is from RefSeq and is a predicted model, not a curated record.
GUGGUUAGGAUGAGAAGCACCUGGACGGAAGGCGAUUACUGAAAGCUGGCAGGAUGAGGAUCUCCCAAAAAAAUCUCCAAGAAGUUGGCAUCUGGGAGAGGCAGUCCAAAAAAGCAGCAUUGGAGAAAACCAGUGUCUCUGCCAAUGUUGCCAAAAUACAGACGAUGGAUGCCCUGAAUGACACCCUGGAGAAGCUCAGCCAGAACUUCCCAGCCACAGUGCACAGGGCACAUCAAAAGCCCAGGCCUGCCCUGGAGAAGGUCGCACCACUAAGAAGGAUCUACAUGAUUCAGCAGCCUCGAAAAUGUUAAGCUCCGACAUAAAGCAAGCCAACCGCCUCAGCCAGCUUAGCAGAAAAGAUCCAGGAUUUCCACGGGUCUUAGGGCACUUGCUUGGUCAUUAAAACAGCUUUUGUAUCAUGCUUUUUGACUGUAGAUA